UUCAUGUUUUCUCAUCAAAUAAAACUUCUUUCGAUAUAACAUGCUCCAUCAUUACUGUCACACAUUAAGUACACAUUACUCGCAAAACUUCAGAACUCAACUCAACAAAUCAAAGUUAAGGAUUUUCUCAGUAUACACUACUAAAAAGCCGCCUGAAGAAUGAUCUAUCUACAGAAUUGUUGCUGCUUCGUGGAUUUGCGUCUGGGUGCGAUCAUAUCAGGCCUAGUCCAUGCUAUUGCUGACGUGUUAGGAGGCUUCUUCAUAAUGAUAAUGGCCGGAACGGGGACUCCCGAUCUGUGCCACAAGCUGACUAUUUUCUUAUUCAUAGUACAUUUGAUUAGUUGCGCGGGCAUGGUCUACGGCUCCAUUAAGCUUAGCACCAAAUUCAUGAUCCCAUACAUAUUGAUGACCUUAGCAAUGAUCCUAUACCUGAUCCCCCUGUUCGUAGCCGAUGUAAUUCUUGCCGUUUGGUACUUUGUAUUGAUAACCUAUAUCUUACUGUUCUUGAUCUCUUUGUACUGCUGGCUGGUAGCCUACUCCUUCUAUGCGGCCCUGGGCGGGACCCUCUUUAUUUAGAGAGGUUUGAUCAAGCACUUAUCUCAUCAAUAUCAAAUUUUAACGUAUUCUCUUUGUAAAAAGGUUAAUUUAGGCGCAUUCAAAAUUGAAAAUAUUAUCAAUAUAUAUUUCUUUCAAUGUAGAAUGUGUUUUUUUGUCUGUUAAUUCAUUUUUCUGCCUCUUCUGUACCAUAGAUGCUAUGUACGAUGCACAACCCUACAUAAACUGUAGACGGAAGUCUGUUUCUCAACUGAUAGCACAACAAUCUCCAAAUGAUACGCUUAAAAUGGUGCUGCUGCUGCAUUGCACUACGCAAGGCGUGCAUAAUCAUCGCCUGUUUAGACUUUGUUAUUAACUUAACCAUCGCCACCAUUGGCGCAAAAUAUCAUUUCAUCGAUAGGAUUGAGCAAGCGGUGGCUAUUUGUCACUGCAUUGGCUGUGUCUUCCUGAUAGGCGGGGCUCUGCUCAAAUCAUCCGUUCUGCUGAUCUUCUUCCUCAUUACCAGCCUGACCAACUAUGUCAUCUUGAUCGCCUAUAUCAUCUACAUUUGCUUUGAUUGGGUACCCAAGGGGGAGUUUAUAGUGCCUACCAUUAUAAUUUAUACAUUUGUUGGCAUAUACUUUUGGCUCGUCGUCUUCUCCCAUUAUAAAAACGUGACCGCCGAUACUGUAACGAUUGAUGUAUAAUCUCUUAAUGUUGAUCUUUAAAU
Messenger RNA from Drosophila miranda, 1264 nucleotides. RefSeq lists its product as uncharacterized. Lineage: Eukaryota; Metazoa; Arthropoda; Insecta; Diptera; Drosophilidae. The coding region runs from base 828 to 1241 and encodes 137 amino acids. The record is from RefSeq and is a predicted model, not a curated record. The transcript is spliced from 8 exons.